CAAUAGCCUGAUCGGGGCUUUACUCAGCCCCUUUUUCUCACAGGAGAUCCCUCUGCUGAAGACCAGUGUAUACAGGGGUUAGCAACGGCUGCAAGAUCAUCACCAGAUACAAUUAGAACCGAGAUUUCCUCCCUCACGCAUCUGCAGCAUCAAGUUCAUAUCCCCCCAGCUAGAAACCACCGUGUAGCAACCAUGUCUGUAGCGGGGCUGAAGAAGCAAUUCCACAAAGCCACUCAGAAAGUGAGCGAGAAAGUUGGAGGUGCAGAAGGAACGAAGCUCGAUGAGGACUUCACUGAAAUGGAAAAGAAGAUGGACACCACCGCUCGGGCAGUGCUGGACAUCAUGACCAAGACUACUGAGUAUCUGCAGCCGAACCCAGCCACCAGAGCCAAGAUGAGCAUGAUAAACUCCAUGUCACGUAUGCGGGGUCAGGAGAAGGGUCCGGGCUACACGCAGACCGAGGCCAUCCUGGGAGAGUCCAUGCAGAGGUUUGGCAGGGAGCUCGGAGAGGAGUCUAACUUCGGCAACGCUCUGAUUGACGCCGGGGAAGCCAUGCGUGAACUCGGAGAGGUGAAGGACGCUCUGGACAUGGAGGUCAAGCAGAACUUCAUCGAUCCACUGCAGAACCUCCAUGAAAAAGAUCUCAAGGAGAUUCAGCAUCACCUGAAGAAAAUGGAGGGUCGUCGUCUGGACUUUGACUAUAAGAAGAAACGUCAGAGCAAAACGACGGACGACGAGCUCAAACAAGCGCUAGAGAAAUUUGACGACUCCAAGGAGAUCGCCGAGCAGAGCAUGUUCAACCUGCUGGAGAGUGAUAUUGAACAGGUGAGCCAGCUCGCUGCACUGGUACAUGCUCAGGUGGAGUACCACAGCCGGGCUGCGGAGAUCCUCACACAGCUCUCCAGUAAGAUCGACGAACGGAUAAGGGACACUUCUGUCAAACCGAGGAAAGAGUUUGCUCCCAAACCACGUACGUCUCUGGACUUCUCCAUCAGCGAGAACCACAAUGGAGGCAUCCACAGUGCUCGCUCUCCAGGGGCGAGGUCUCCAGCAAGAUCUCCAGCCAGGUCUCCAGCCCCCAUGGACCAGCCCUGCUGUCGUGCACUGUACGAUUUCGACCCGGAGAAUGAAGGUGAGCUAGGCUUCAAGGAAGGCGAUAUCAUCACCCUGACCAAUAAGAUCGAUGACAACUGGUACGAGGGGAUGCUGCACGGCAACUCCGGCUUCUUCCCCAUCAACUAUGUGGAUAUCCUGGUGCCACUGCCCCACUAGAACGUCAGUACGACCAGCUGUGUCUGCAACAGGGGCGAAACAGAUCCUUGCCCACGUCCCCCUCCCUCCCCCUCCUCCUCCCCCAGUAUUCCCAGUAACCCUUUCCUUAACAUUCCUACCAACCACCCGUACUCCACUUAAAGGAGUCGAAACAGCAACAACACAAUAACAAAUGAAGAUUGGCGUCAAAUUAAAGUUUUUAAAGUAAAAACUUUGAGGAAAAAUCUGCGUUUAUGUCGUUGCUUCCCCCCCCCCCCCCCUCCCCCCUUAUCCCAGGAGGUACCUUCAGGCUUCCAUAGUCACUUUCUCCAUUACCGUCCCAGCUUUUGUCUCGGUUUGAGUUGGCUGUCAGUCCGUCAUCAUUUCCGUGAGUUUAUCAGAGCAGCUUUACAACAAUCACACUUUUCUCUCACUGUACUUUGUGGAAACCUCUACAGUAGAUAGAAACUCUUCUCUCACAUACUAGGACAAAAAAUAAACGGUCCACGUGCUUCAUGUUUGUUAGAGACUCUAGGUCGAGCAUGGUUUCAAGUGUUUAACGUUUUAUCUUAUAUAAAAAAAUAAAAAAAUGUUGAGGUCAUUUUGUUUUAGUUUUGAAUUUUUUUUUUUUUUUUUUUUUUUUUUUUACUGUAGUCGUCUCUCGGCGUCCAAAAAUUCUGUCCAAAGGAUGUCCUCACCUUUUUAAACUAUUCAGAGUUUUGACAGAAGUUGUAGACUAGAGUCAUCUAGUUGACAACUAACAACCAAUAUUACUCAUCGUACUUUUAUUUCAUACAUAUCAACAUGUGCACGUGAUUGGUCAUAUGUGAUUUAGAUACCAAAGUUACCUGCAAAAAAAAAGAAAACCAGAGUCAACGCCAAUUUUAGCUUCGACCUUUCCAGACAGCGCGGUGUCGGAGAAUCUGUUUGACGCAACGGGGGGCGAAGCUUUCGCACUCUCUAGUUCUUUGGUAUUUUUAUCAGGAGGGGGGUGAAACUGUAUUCUUAAGUAUGUGACAUUACCUAUCGGAGCCAGUGAUUAGUGGAGUGAUGACAUGAUUUGCAAAAAGACACAAGUUGUGAAGUUUAAACAGUUUGAAGUGAUGUAAGAAAACUAUGGUGCAGAAGUUUCAAUCCUCCAACGUGUAUUUUAUCAGCAGCUUGUGUGAAAAAUGGUCGGUGUAUUGUGAUAUAAUAACUUAUAGGACUUAACUGCUCUUUGGGGCAACUGUUUUUUCUGCAGCUGAAGGUGUAGCUCUUUUUGCUGCAUCCCUACUAGUCCGAUUAGUAUUCUGUAGUUUAGCGGUCUACGAGACAUCGAUUAAGACGGCAAUAGACGUAGCCUGGAGUGCACAAAUGGCUGAACGGAAUGAGAAAUAAUUUCUUUUUGUCUUUGUGGAAAGUUAUAUUAAUUGGAAUGAUGCAACUUACACUAAAAACCCCUGUUCUCCCACAUAACACGGACUAAAAGCCGCCGCUUUGACCCUUUUCAUGUUACGUUAAGACCUAAAGAUUUAGCAAGAUUAUAUACAUUACGUUUUCUCUCACCAGCUAUAUGGUCGUAUUGUGAGGGGUUUUAUUUUCCCUUCUUUAAAUGACGUACUAAUAAUCUAUAACUCAAACAGGACUCAGUUAUUACGGUACAUGUGUUAGUCAGCUGAGCAGUUCUCCCCGGGGAUUCAUGCUCUGCGAUGACGGUGUAUUAACCUUUUCUGCAAACAAAAAUCUGUGCAGCAGUUAACACUAUUUCUUUCACCCAUCUUGUGGUAAUGUUGUGCGUGUACUUUGGGGGUUUGGGGUUUGGGGGUUUGCAUACAGCACAUGUUAUGCACAGGGACGGGGGUUGCAGAGGACCUCUGAUGCAGAGGUAUUUAAAGAUGUACUGUCUCUGACGGUGUUCCACAUUAAAACAAACACGGAUGUCUCUUUAAUCAAAGGACUCACUCAUUAUAUUGCGUAGAAUUACAAUAAAGGAUCAACUGAUACCCAUAUUAAGUGUUUGUUUUUAAGGGAAGCACAACUUUAGCAGACGGUGUACGUUGUUGGCUGGGUAAGAAUAAUGAGACGGUUCAAAGGUCAUGUAUUUAUUUAUUUUUUAAAAGGCGAAACAAUUCCUCCCUUCUUUUUUCUCUCUCACUUUUUUUUAACAAUCGUGUGUAUCUUUGCCCUCAAUGAGGACUGUACAGCUUUUCUGUGUUUUUGUUUUCACCUUGUGUGUAUAGUCGCGCAUCUACAGUAACGUAUCUUAUUUUUGUAACUGUGACAAAAGUAUACACAUACAGUAUAGAUGUAUAUAUACAGUAUAUUAUCCAAAAGCAAUGUGAAAGGAGGGAUUCUCUGUGCUGCACAUGAUUGUCUUUGGAUUGUUUUUUUGUUUGUUUUCUGUUUUAUUUUAUUCUUGCACUGGAUUCUAAGACUGUAUGCUUGAUGUAAAGAAAACAAUGUGAUAAGUCAAUGUAAUUUAUUCAAAUAAAUACAAAGAAAUGGUUA
This is a messenger RNA of Cottoperca gobio, 3741 nucleotides long. It is a transcript of the gene sh3gl2a, whose product is annotated as SH3 domain containing GRB2 like 2a, endophilin A1. The coding region runs from base 193 to 1272 and encodes 359 amino acids. Gene Ontology annotation, cellular component: cytoplasm; presynapse; glutamatergic synapse. The record is from RefSeq and is a predicted model, not a curated record. Gene Ontology annotation, molecular function: protein binding. Lineage: Eukaryota; Metazoa; Chordata; Actinopteri; Perciformes; Bovichtidae. Gene Ontology annotation, biological process: synaptic vesicle uncoating. The transcript is spliced from 12 exons.